Messenger RNA from Mixia osmundae IAM 14324, 699 nucleotides. RefSeq lists its product as uncharacterized. The transcript is spliced from 2 exons. Lineage: Eukaryota; Fungi; Basidiomycota; Mixiomycetes; Mixiales; Mixiaceae. Gene Ontology annotation, molecular function: oxidoreductase activity, acting on a sulfur group of donors, disulfide as acceptor. The record is from RefSeq and is a predicted model, not a curated record. The coding region runs from base 1 to 699 and encodes 232 amino acids.
AUGCUGUCCUCGACGUGGCUUCUGGCUGGCCUCUUGGCGAGUGCGCAUGCGGCACCGCGCCUCGGUCCAUCGAACAAUGGUCUUACAUUCCAGUCGCCAGACCGGCUCGCGGACGAGAAGCAGCUGGUUUCCGUCAAGUUGGCCGUCAUGAGCCAGUGCCCAGACGCACAGAUCUGCGAGCAAGUUUGGGACAAGACGAUCCCAAAGGUAGCAGACAAGAUCACGCUCGAGCUCGUGUACAUCGGCAAGCUCGAUCAGAGGUCCAAGUACGGCGUCAAGUGCAUGCACGGCGAACUCGAAUGCGCGGGCAACAUCCAGCAGCUCUGCUUUGCGAGACAUUUCCCCAAUUACAAGGAAUGGUGGCCCUUUGUCAGCUGUCAGAACUACGGCAGUCUCAAGAACGUAGGCACCGAAUCUGUCGCACGAUCUUGCGCAAAGGUGGCAGGCAAGGAUUGGGACGCUGACGGUCUGGCUUCAUGCGCGUCCGGCGAACGCGGCGCGAGGCUCCUGCGCGAGUCUGUGAGGAUCGCAGAAUAUCUAGGGGUGGAGAAAUCGUGCUCUGUUUUGCUUAACGAUCGCGUCAUCUGCAUUCACGACGGCACAUGGAAGUCAUGUAGCGAGGGUCACGAGGUCAGUGACUUCGUGCGCCAGGUCGAAGAUGAAUACCGGCGCAUCAACGCAUACGAUCACGAAGCUUAG